Tachysurus vachellii is the source of this 2393-nucleotide messenger RNA. RefSeq names its product calmodulin 3b (phosphorylase kinase, delta) (gene calm3b). The coding region runs from base 352 to 801 and encodes 149 amino acids. The transcript is spliced from 6 exons. NCBI's taxonomy places the organism in Eukaryota, Metazoa, Chordata, Actinopteri, Siluriformes, Bagridae. The record is from RefSeq and is a predicted model, not a curated record. Gene Ontology annotation, molecular function: calcium ion binding.
CAAAGGUUUAGGAUAUUUAUUGUUAUUUGUAACUAUAAGCUAUUUCAGGUUGCGCUACGUACGAGGAAAUAAUACGUUCUUGCGUGUUUUGCGACGAAGAUAAUCAAAUUUAGGUAAUCGUUUCGGAUUUGCUUCGUUUUCGUUGCCAUCUGGCGCAGGCGCACCAUAGCGACGGCGUGGUUGCUAGGGAGUGCAGCGGCCCGCUUUGGACCCAAGAACGGAGGCGGAGUGAUCCUGAAAUUUGGGCGCACAGCGGUUAGCUGCGGGAAGGAAAGCGGAACAGAGGCGAAAUUAGCUGCGUAAUUUAUCUACUUAAAGACAGAUUAACCGUCUAAAUAACACAUCAUUACAAUGGCUGACCAACUAACUGAGGAGCAGAUUGCUGAAUUCAAGGAGGCCUUCUCACUAUUUGAUAAAGACGGUGAUGGCACCAUUACCACCAAAGAGCUAGGGACAGUGAUGCGCUCUCUAGGGCAGAACCCUACAGAGGCUGAGCUCCAAGACAUGAUCAACGAAGUUGAUGCUGACGGUAAUGGAACAAUUGAUUUCCCUGAGUUUCUCACAAUGAUGGCAAGGAAGAUGAAGGACACUGACAGCGAGGAGGAAAUCAGAGAAGCCUUCCGAGUGUUUGACAAGGAUGGAAACGGCUACAUCAGUGCUGCAGAGCUGCGUCAUGUCAUGACGAACCUGGGAGAAAAGCUGACCGAUGAAGAGGUAGACGAGAUGAUCCGAGAGGCAGAUAUCGAUGGGGAUGGCCAGGUCAACUAUGAAGAGUUUGUCCAGAUGAUGACUGCAAAGUAAAACUGGAAACCCAAAGGACUACAGCAGACCAAACAGUGGGCAGCAACUCUCACUGUCAACCUUCAACAAGCAUUCACACCGUCCUUCUACUGCUUUCCAUGACUUAGUUCUCACUCUACCUUUUUCUCUUUCCUUCAGUUGAACUGUCCUCUCCUCUGCUCUGCCUGUUUCCCCGUCCCUUCCCAACUUGUUUUCCUUGUCUUCACCUUGUUGUUAUUCCAUAAAAAUCAAAGAAAUGUUUACAUAUAAUCUAAGAUAAAAAAAAACUUAAAUAUAUGAUGUAAUACAUGUAUCAAUAUUUUAAAAGGUAUAUAACAUAUACUAUGGGGAACAGCAAAUGCAUGCUUUAUUUGGUUUUGGCAUGUUUCUGUGCUUCUCUGCUUGCCUUGUUUUUUAACUUGCUCGCUCUCCUUUAACUCUGCAUGUUUCUCAUGCAACCUCUGCUCAGUGGUCUUAGAACUGUAUGGUGAACAACCAUUCAUGGAUAUCAGGGGCUUUUAAUAAGUGGUCCAAAAUGUACAUGUAGUGUUAGCUGAGUAGUUGCAGUUUAGUGUAGUUGAGUGCAUAGUAACUACUCAGCGUAGAUACUGAGAACAAUAAGGCAGUAGGUUUGGCCUAGGAUAGGCCAGGCAUGAAUAGGGGUGCUAGGUUUCGCAAGGAAUUGUACAAUUUCUGCACGCCUUUUAGAAAACGACAAAGGCAGACACUAAGCGACAAGGCUGUAGUCUUAAACACCUGGUCUUAAAGAGCUCUAUUGGUCCAGACCCAAAUAAAUGCCAUGAUCUGUUCUAGGCUAGAGAGGUCUGAUGACUCAUGUCAGAGGAUUUUUUCAGCUGUUCAACACUUUUAUUUUUUUUCCCCUAUAGGCUGAAUUUAGUUGUUUUGAGCGGUUGCCGUGAGUAAGUUUCGUAUUGACGAUGUAAAUUAACUUCCAUGUGGACUUAUGGUCAUUAGAUUUUUAUGCUGCACUGUGUCCAAAUCAUCCAUUCAUGUCCUGUAGCUUAUUCAGUGGACCAUUUCCGGGUUGGAAAUAAACGCACUUAAGCUGUGUACAACAUUCUUCCUGCAAGGUAUUGCCAAGUGUGCAUGGUGUACUUGAAGAAACCACAUUAUUAUUGAAACCUAGACUGAUAGGAUUAGAUUUAAUUGCCUGUUUGUCAGUGUGCAUCCUUCAAAUAUUUGUCAUCAUAGCACCUGCUUAACACUCAUCCAGUUAAUAAGCAAAAUUUGAAAUUCAAGUUGACUACAGAGGCUUGUGCAUGGACAAAACCUGCAGGAAGGGUGAUGUACUAUGCUUAAAACGUUGCAUCCUCUAUAGUGACAAUCUGUCUUUUUCUACUGUUAUGAAUGUAUUUUUUUAAAUGUAAUUUUAACUGUUUAUUCUAAGGGCUGGUUUUCCAGAAUAAGCCCAACCUUGGACUAAAAAGAGUUUGUGUAGAAUCACUGUCUCGGGCUAAGAUUUGGCUUAAUGCCUGGAAAAAACACCCUUCCUUCUUUCCUGCUCAUAUUGUCAUUUAGGGAACAUUGAAGUUAUGCGUUCCAUUGCAGAACUGUUAUUCUUGCUAAAUAAACUUCUGGGACUUGUGUUUCUA